UGCUUAAAGGCCAUAGCAGUUCUUUAGGCUUAUUAUCAUUAGUAGUUUAGAGACCAUGGUUCCAUUUUAGAAGGAGUUCUUUAGAUAUAGCAGACUAAGUGAUUUUGUGCUCUUCUGCUUUUCCAGAGGAAUUGAAAUGAUGUGGUUAAAGAUCAAGUGAUUUUAAUUUCUUAUAUGGCACAGAGCAAUUUAUUUGAAAUCUGCACUUUUUAUUUUCAAUAGCAUAGGGUGUAAUGGAAUAAGUAAAGCAUCUUUCUUUUGUUAGUCACCUAUGAUUUUUGUUCUCACACCCAUCUCCAAUUGUCUUUUCUUUGCAAACCACCAAGAAGUUACAUAGAGCUUGUGAUGCUUCUGAGUAGUGGAGCUGCUGUGAUGUCUUGCUGCUUCUGCCCAGCAGGAUUGGUCCAGAUCGGUUGUAGCUCAGCUGCCUGUACAUGGUCAGCAGGCUCUGACCUCUCCCUGCCUUCCGAGUGACUUUGCUGAGUUAGUCUAGGGACAGGAGCUAAACCCCACACCCAGACACAGAGUUGUGACAGGUUGAUCCCCUGCGGGUCCAGCUGAGUUGAAGUGGGAUAGGAAUGGAACAGAAGCCUUUUGCUUCAGAAAAGAAUUUGUGGCAGGAGCAGCAAAUCCUGAUGACUCUGAAACUUGAAGAGGAAGCUUGUGCUGAAGUUUAUGUUGUAUAAGGUUCUGACUUAUUGGUAAAACCCUAGGAAGGAAGUGAGCCUGGUUGUGUUCUCUGUUGGACUGUGUUAGUGCUGAAGACUUUCUGAGGAUGUUUGUGAUAAUACAGAAUCACAGAAUAUUCUGAGUAGGAAGGGACCCACAAGGAUCAUCAAAGUCCAGCUCCUACAGGUUUCUCUGAAACCCUGGCACUCUGUGUGAAGGUUGCCUGGAGUGUAAUUGUAGCAGAUGAACUGGGUGAACUCUCAUAAACAUUUAACAGGUAUUGAUCUAGAGAAAAUAUAAUUUUGCAUUUAUUAGAUGCUGUUGGUCAAGCGCGUAGAUCAGAGAUAUCCCAAAUCAGGUAGAUAAUGAGUGCUCUUAUAAAGAGCAGAUAAUAAAGCUUUUUUAAGUACUCAUUAACAGUAACAAAACCUUGAUAAAACAUGAACUCUGAUUUUUAUAAAGUACUGAGCCUCCUGGAUUCCAAUGGAAAUCAAUGUCGGCUGUUGGUGCUAAGCAUCUCUAAACAUUGUGUUUGUGGUUUCAGACCCAGGUUAAAUCCCCAUUGACUUCAGACACUCUUUUAAUCAGCCUAAGGACUGAAUAUUUAGCCUUCUGACAGUCAUUCUUCUUGCAACAUUGUCUCUCUGUUGCUCUGCUUCACUCAUGGGUAAGAUUUUAUUUUCCUUAAGAAUUCAGUGUAUCUUCUCUGCAGAGAGCUCAAAUCUAGGGUCCUGCUCCUUACUAUGUACAUAAGCAUCUCUGAUUGUUACCCCCACAGCCCUGAGAAGUACUUACAACUUGGGCAGAAGUAGCACAAGAAAUGACAGCUCUUUCUGGUGUUUAAAAAUGUGUUUUCUAAAAAUAAUAAAUGGGAAUUAUAGAAAAGAAGAGAAAAUAUUAUUGUAGGGAGUACCCUGUACUGAACUCCCAGGCAAUGGGUUAACACAAGCAAGAUAAGGAUCAGUCAAAGAGUUAGGACACCAGUGUAUGGCACUGCUCUUUUCUGCUUGUAUUUGUUCUAAAGAAAUUUAAAGAUUUCUUUGAACAUAGUGUGUCUGUGUCAGGGACUGAAUUUGUAGCAUUUCUUUCUAUGUAAAGGAGUAAGGGACAUCUUCAGUUUUAAGCUCUUUUCGUGGUCUUAUACGCAAGCAGGAAUCUCUUCACUAGAACACUGCAUAUGUGUAUCCCAGGUUAAAAGUUAGCCUUUUAAAUGAUAACUUUAUCAUUCAUAUCAUAUACAAUGUAGCAGAGCAUGUGGAAGUGGGGAUGGGGCCUUAUUAUUGGUACUGGAUUACCUGGAAGGAGACCUAGGAUCCCAAAACUGUCAUCUGUGCCCCUCCAUCAUUGGAAUUGGGAAUUUCAGAACAGUUUACCUUAUUCUAGGAAAUUCUCCUCUGCUUUCCUUCAAAGCAAAUAUUACCUCAUGAUCACAUGCUAGACAACAUAGCAAGAGAAAAAUUCUUUUCAGUCCAAAAUAUGACUAUCAGUUUUUGCACAUGAGGCAUCAUCCCCAGAUUCUCAUGGCGAGUCAUCACGCUUCUGAUCUGCUUCAGUACCUAAGGCAGAGCUUGGUACCAAAUAAUCACGAAAUAUUGCUUAUUUUCUCAACUAUUACUAUAUAAUUAUACCUGUCAGAUGAGCAAAUUCUUGUUUAAUAACUUCCAGGUAGAUGGCUGCACAUUAUAUGAGGGAGGGGAUUUGCAGUUUGCAGAAAUAUGCUGUUCCAAUAACAGUCAUUUGUAACUUGUAAACUGUAUUUACCAGAUCUUAUGAGCAUUUCAGAGCAGAUGAAUCUGUUGGAAAGCCUUUUCCUUUUGGUGGAAACAUUUCCUAAUUAAUUGCCCUUCUUUGUGUUUCAGAGAAGUUAAAAAAAAAAAAAGCAUCAGCCAAUUUCACUUUACAUUUCUUGGCAUGUAGGAAUAAAGCCAAGUAUUCUUUCUUUUAUACAAUAGGAGAAACUAAGGAAAGGGAUAAUAAUUGAACAGAAUGAACUGGACAUUUCUACUGAAGGGGCAGGUGCCCACUGGCUCUCAUUUACUCUAGCAAAGAUUAAAAUAGAACAUCAGAAGAUUUGCAAAAACCAGAACAUCAGAUGCCCAAAAGAUGAGAGCUUGAGAUUUUCCUACAAAUGUUUAAUUUUCCACCAAAACAAAAUAACAAAGUGUUCAUUUUAGAAAUGUAUCUUUUAUGGUUGAUUAGGAAAUUACAGUAAGGGAACAGCCUGGUGGGCAUGGGAAUUUACAGUGGAUGCCCCAGAGCUCAUCACAGCAAGGACAGCUUUCAAAAGGACAAAGAAAGAAAGAAAAUCCAAGUGCUUUUUCUAGCCCUGCAUGAGGACAGGUCCAGAAGGCCAGCUAAUAGUCAGCCAUGCACACCGCUGUCACCAGCUUGGCAUUGGUCCUACAGACUCAGCAGCAAGGCAAAAAAUGAACAAAAAUUCUGCAGGAGCUUCCCUGCCUGUCUCUCUCCAACUGUAUAUCAGGCCUGAGGAAAACAGAGACAGCAUGGGAUUUCUCAGCAGGGCUCCUUUCCAUUUCAGGUCUGAGACUGUGGUGAUUUGUAUCUUUGAAUAUGUUUUUCUGUUUGUUUUCCUUUUAACAAUGCUGAAGAAAGGGGUGUCAACACAAAGGAAGAUGUAUGUGUCACUCCAUACUGCUCUGGUUUCUGGCAGCAGUCAGGCUGCUGCUUGGAACUGGCUGGAAAAAUUGCUGUCACUGGUUUUGUUGUUGGUUUUCUGAGGAAAGAAAAAAAUGCCAGCACUGAUAACUGAUUGACUCAGAGCAUACAAAGCCAUAAAGUAAAAAUGUGCCCAAAGAUUUUCCUCAAAAACCUGAAACCUUCCAAAUGUCACCAUGAUGCUUCAGAGUGCCUUCUCUUGCAUAUCCUGUGUCCCAGGGACCUCAGUGGCUUGGACCUGGAAAUGAGCAUCACCUCCCCUCCUUAGGCAUCCUUAUGGAAGUCUCUGGCUGCAGUAUCCCAUGAGAAACGCCCAUCAAGAGAACACAGCCCAUAAAACGUGUUCUGCCCAUCUUCAGUCUCCAAGUCACAGAAAUUAUGAGGUUGGGGGUGCCUCAGGCAAACAUCUUGUACAGUCCAUGCUCAGAGCAGGGUUAGUGACUGUGAGUUGCUCAGAGCCACAUCCAGUUGGAUUUUGAGUAUCUCCAAAGAUUGAUAUCCUGCAACCUCUCUGAGCAACCUGUGCCAGUGCUUGGUCAGCCUCACAGUAGAGAAGUCAAUCAUGAUAGCAGCACUUCCUAACACAAAACCUAACAACUCCAGAUUCUUUCUCUCUCCCUCUCUCUUUCUUUGGUUUUGUUGUUUUUUGGGGGGUUUUUUUGAUUUUUUUUUUUUAAGGGAAAAGAAAGAGAUGCAACUAUUUUCAUAAAAAGAAACCAUUUUUUUUUAAAGAUCACUUAGUGUUUUCCUCAACAAACUCUCCACAUGGACACUUUGGGAAUAAUUCCACUACUUCUGUCUUCAUACCAGAGCAGCACCUGCCUCUGGGUUGUGUUACACUGUUGACAGAAGGGUUGGUGACACCAUUGAUCAUUUGUAACAUUAUUUAUUUAUUACCUGCUCCAACACCCAGUGAAAGAUUUCUCAGGAUGCCAGAGCCAGCAAAGUCAACCUCAGCCCCCAAAAAGGGCUCCAAGAAAGCUGUGACAAAGACCCAGAAGAAGGGCGAUAAGAAGCGGCACAAAAGCAGGAAAGAGAGCUACUCCAUCUAUGUCUACAAGGUGCUGAAGCAGGUUCAUCCUGACACUGGCAUCUCCUCCAAGGCCAUGGGCAUCAUGAACUCCUUCGUCAAUGACAUCUUUGAGCGCAUUGCUGGAGAAGCCUCCCGCCUGGCCCAUUACAACAAGCGCUCUACCAUCACCUCCCGGGAGAUCCAGACAGCCGUGCGCCUGCUGCUCCCAGGAGAGCUGGCCAAGCAUGCUGUCUCUGAAGGCACCAAGGCUGUCACCAAGUACACAAGCUCCAAGUAGCCAGACAUCACCUCUGCAACGGGACCAUCAAACACCAGGCCCUCCAUGCAAGCACGGGUAAGCAGCCAUCGUCUGGAUAAAUGUCACAGCUAUUAUCCACAGCAAUUUGCAGCCUUGGGAUGGGCAUGAAAAGCUGCCCAGUGGAAGAGGAGACAGUGAUCUGGAUGUCAGCUGAUUUUCAUAGUCUGUUCAGGACGUGGAAAGGAUUUGUCAAGGCUCAUGGAGGAGGCUCUUGCUUUCACAUCUCAUUGAAAGAACUGAGCAACCAUACUGUAUCCAGUCUCCUCUGUGCUUAGCAAACAUGCAUGUUUGGCACUGGCAGGGGAGACUGGCAGUGGCAGACACCAUCCCUGAAGUCUUCCUGUUUGACUGCUUUCUCACAGUCAUCUGAUACGGGCACUGAGGAGUCAGCACUGGCAUCCUCUCUGUCAUAGCCUGGAUCCCUCCUGAUGUGCAGUGGCUCAGCCCACCCUGUGCUGGCAGAAGCAACAGCUACCAGGCACACAUUGAUUCAACAGCUAUCUGUGCUUGACAGCCUGUUUUAAAGAGCAAACCUGGCAGGCAGGCAGAUGCCCAAGUUGAUACCAAGUGCUAAUCCUCCUCAUUGCUCCCGAUGGAUGAGCCAUGGAGCAGGCUGAGGGUGCUGGCGCUGCCUCCACCUUGUGCCGAGGUGGAGAGAUGGACAAGGCAAAAUGUUGGGACUGGGUCACCACCUUUCCUGGCUGCUGCUUUGCCUGCUUUAGGACUUGCUUUGAUGUGCAAGACUUUGCUAAUUCUGCUGCUUUUUACAGACUUUUCCUGCCUUGACGCUGCCUGGGCACUCCCACCGUAAGUGUGGGUGAGAAGGGAUGGGGCCCAUGAGUGUCCCCUCUCCUGUGAGCUCUAGGCUGGUACAGGACAAACAUUAGAGAAGUGUUGGGAGGGGACUGAGGAUUUGGGAAGGCAUCUGGUAUGGAAGCAGAGGUGGGUAAUGCAUUUUGGGGGGGAAAGAGGCUGGCUCCCUGCAGAGAUCACUGCAGGCAGCUCACCUGGCCCUGCCUUCCCUGCUUUGUUCAGCAGUUAGAAAGCAAAACCAAAAACUGGGGCUGGGUGGACGUAUAGGGACACUCUCCUGCAUCCCAGAUAUUUUAAAGAUUACUCCCCACAUCUUCUCAAAAUCCACAGUAAGGUGAGCAAUAAUAGAAUCUUGUUAAAAGCCAUAGAGAUUAGUGGAGGCAUAUCUUGGUUACAGGUUUAUCUUGCCCAGACUGCUGGAUAGCAGAAGAGCAUGUGUAGCACUGGUGUGAAGUUGAAACUUCCUACUCAAAACACAAAAUUAGCCAACAUUAAAAAAAAAUCAAUGUCUCUGGUAGGCAGUAAUGCUCAGAUAAAAAAUAUGCAUGUCUAAAAUAACAACAGUUUUCUGCAGCUUAUUCUGUAAAUAAAAGGAGCAGCAAAGGCACAGGAUCCAGAACUAAGUGCAGAUUGUCCCUAAACUCCAAGACCUUGUUUUUAAUGGAAAAGUAAAUUCAUACUCCAAAAUAGCAGCCUUGCAGUACAUCUCUAACUUUCCCCUGCAUUUAUCUCUAUCGUGUUUCUUUAUGCUUUGAGAGUGAUUGGAACCUUUAAAAAAUUUAGAUUGCUUUUGGAGCUGUAGGACUCUGCCUCUCCAGAAAAUUCAGUUAUUCCUUGGGUUUAUUAUAACAUUGCAGUCAUUUUUCAAUUGGUCUGAGGAGAGGACUGCAUAGACCUGCUCAACCAAGAGCACCUCAGAAACCCAGGAGCAGCCUGGAUGUGUGAUCUCUGUGCAGGAGUGAAGGUCAAGUUGUUUAUGGGCUGCUCCCAGUCCCCUGUAUUGGUUUGAACACCCCACACCUGAAAAGGGACUUUCCUACCGCACUCUGCUCAGUGAUAACACACGGCUGUGUUUCAUAGCCUAAUGCCAGCAGGAAUGUCUGGUGAUAUCUCUCAGAAAGAACAGCACCUGGUUAGCUGGCUGCCAGGACCCACAAGGAACUGCUCCCAGCAGCAGCACCUGUACUUAGCAGUAUUGGUAACCUGGGCCACUUGGCCAGGACACUUUGGAGGUGACAGCUUACUACUUACUUUUGUUUUCCAAUCAAAGACUCAAAAUCAGAUACCAAAGAUUAAAAUGUACCUGCAGUGGGCCUAAAGCCACCAUCCUUGGCCAUCAGAAAUCCAGACGGUGGAUGAUGCAUAAGGGGAAUAUAGGGAGUGAAGGGCUGGUUGACAUUGCUGGAGCUUUCUUCUUCUGUCCCUAUGAGCUGCAGGUCAGAAUUCACCCCCCUGGGAGUCAUCUUGAAGGUAGAAAUUCAAAGUGGAAUAAACUUACUCCAGCCUAAGCAAUGUGUGCGAGCCAGGACACACAUAUCCUAGGAUUACUUGGCACAACCUCUAAACCCUCACUCUUUUGAGCAGAGCAGAGUCCUGCUUCAGUCUCCACAAGCUGCAAGAAAUCAGGAAAAUAAAAUGAGAUGUCAGUCCUCCAGGGUCACCUGGGUGGCUCGAGGAGCCAGGAAUGAGGCUGGUCUUUUGGGCAAGAGCUGCUCACCCCAUACACCUACUCACGGCACUGGUCCCAUUUGCUUCUGCCGUUGUUGCCACUCUCCAUUUUUGGAGCUUGUUUCAGAGAGAAGAGAGACAGUGAUUUAAGGCUACAAAAAUACCUGAAGACUUAAAGAGGAUUUUUAUAUUGUCUAAAGCUGAGUGACUGAGACUGAUCACAUCCAUCCAUUUAUAGUUUAGGUUGUCCUUGCACACAUCAUUUGCUCUUUAGUCUCCCUUUGUAUUUUUUUUACUCACCCCUGACAAUGUGAAGCACAGGAUUGAGGAACUGAUCCAUGUUAAAAUGAAAAAAAAAUUUUUUUCUCUUCUUGAAAUCUUUGUUUUAACCCAGUUCUGGUGGCUGCUCUGUGCCAGUGAAAGGAAGGGAUUAUCCAGGAAAGGCAAGGCUGGUAUAAGCUAGGACUGACACAGAAAGCAGUUGGGAAGUUAAUGGCCCUAGUGUCAAGGAAAAAUGAAGAAAGGAAAUCUGAGUCUCCUGCAGUGGUUGAGUUAGCAGCAAAGAUGAGGCUUUUAAAUAUGCCUCAGGCUUUUAAAUAUGCAAGUUUCUCUUGCAGUCCCGAUGCUGGAAAUCAGUUACAUCCCAUUUCUGCAGAUCUCAAAGGACUCAAGUGUUUCACAAGUGAAAGGGAGCAGGUUGGGAAGGGGACUCUGCUCCCAUGCAGCCACCCAGCUGUAGCAGUUGGAGGCUCCUUGUUCAGGCAAGCCUGCAAGGCAGCCUGCCCUUCCCACAGCUGCCUGCUGCUGUACGGGAGCACACUCACAGCAGUUUAACAGGAAUUAUUUUGAAUGUGAUGAGCUUGGACUGAGCCUUAAUAUUAGAGGAAACAGAAGGUGGUCUAAAAGUUCAAGGAUCAAUUGUCCGCUAAGUAAUCUGAGGUGUGACAUACUUCACAGUUCCCUGAUAAGGAGAUUGGCUGCAGAAGAGGGGUUCUACACUCCAGGAUCCAUGCUUUUAAAAUAAUACAUAUUUCCAGAUCUGGAAUUGAUAAAAUCGUUUAAAACUGGAGAUAAUAUACCAAGCCCCACUGUCCCUACCUGAUUCCUACUGCAGUCCCAGGAGUAUCUCUAGGCCACUCCUGUGUUUUGUGAGUUAAAAAAGUAAAUCAACUACAGAUUAAAAGUUGGAAAGGAAGAUGAAAAAUGUAAUACAGCCUUGCUAUUAACCUCAUAUUAACCCCAAGGACAUCACAGCACUGAGUUAUUUAUUUUUGUGUACAAAAGAAAUAAAACAAGCUGCUAUAGAUCUGCAUCUGAUUUUCCACCCUGCUUCGCUAGAAGGCCUUAAAGUCCACCUGCCCUUCACAGCACAGCUCAACCUACAGAGGAAUUGAGUGGCCACCUGCAUGGAGGUUUGCUCCUGCUCAGGACAGACAGGUUUUUAUUCAAGCUUGGUGAAAACAAGCGUAGAAACAAGUGUAGAGGAAAGUGCUUGUCCUGGACACCACUGUGUGUCCUAGGGAGGGACAGUACAGAGCCCUGCCCAGCAGAGCUGUGUGGCUGUGCACCCUUCUGCUCUGGUGACAGGCAUCCAUGCAGAUAGCUCCAUGUCCUGACCGCCCCUGGAGCAGAGCUUGGCAUGGCCUCUGAGCAGCCCUGAGCAUUUGUCCCAUCAUAGCAUUUCCUGACGGUUUACAUCCAGAUCAAAUUGUUUACAGGGAAAGGAAGAAUGUGAACUAAAUCAUAGAAAUUAUUUGCUGACAGAGUUUUGAGAGCUCCCUGGGACCAGUACCUGGGGAGCAAUCUUUCAUGCUUACUUCAUGCAUCGUGUCUUGUGGGCUUAUGUACAGUUUUUCUGACAGUAAGUGUUACAUCAAGUAUGAUCCAUGUUAUAUUGCUGCUGGUUUAUGACCUAUCUUAGUGCUAAUUACUUGUUUUCUGUUAAAUGUAUAAAUAAAAUAUAAAUGCCAACCUGUUGGAAAUCAAUGAGACCCAGCUGUCAGGGUGUCUUUGCUUCCUUAUUACCUUUGCUACCUUAUUACCAAGGUCCCCCCAGGUCCUGCAUUUCUCCUUCUCCAUGGUAUUUCCUUCAGACCCAGAGUGACAGCAACCACCCUUCCAACAGAAAUGGAGCCCAGCUGGUCCUGGCAGAGGGUCAGUGAAAAACCAGAGGAGCCCUGCACUGAAAGGAUGUCACAGGCUGCCACUGUGAGUCCUCAUGGGGGAUCACUCACCCCAAACACAGGUGCAACAUAAACAUCUUUUUUUCUCAAGCCCUUCCAGUGAGCUUGCCCCAGACAGAGCUGAGCCUGCAACCUGUCCUUGCCACACUCCUUGUGUGCUCGGGGAGUGCUCUCCCUGGCACCCAUCACUUAACGCCUGGGUGAGAACAGUUUUGACUUGCACAGACUGAACACUGUGGUUGGAGAAGUGUUUUAUGCACAUUCAGAUUUUCUGUUCAUCCGAAUCAACAACUGCUCCCCUAGAAACAUCUUUCCUUGGGCUAUGAGAAGUUUAUAGGCAACAAACAUGGAAUAAGAUGUAGUGUCUGAAAAAUCCAGGAUGAAAAAUACCUUCCCUUUAAAGAAUGAUUGCUAAAUACGUUCCAGUGAAACACUCACCUGCUGGACAUCAGCAUCAUAAUGCACUCAGUGGAGUGGGAAAUGAAUAUGCUGUGCUAGACAUUGUUUGCUGGAGAAACAAGCUAAGACUUGAGAUAAGCCAUAUGAUAGA
Messenger RNA from Lepidothrix coronata (blue-crowned manakin), 9890 nucleotides. RefSeq names its product histone H2B 5-like. Gene Ontology annotation, molecular function: DNA binding; protein heterodimerization activity; structural constituent of chromatin. Lineage: Eukaryota; Metazoa; Chordata; Aves; Passeriformes; Pipridae. The record is from RefSeq and is a predicted model, not a curated record. Gene Ontology annotation, cellular component: nucleosome. The coding region runs from base 4275 to 4655 and encodes 126 amino acids. The transcript has 2 exons.